Messenger RNA from Lasiosphaeria miniovina, 642 nucleotides. RefSeq lists its product as uncharacterized. NCBI's taxonomy places the organism in Eukaryota, Fungi, Ascomycota, Sordariomycetes, Sordariales, Lasiosphaeriaceae. The record is from RefSeq and is a predicted model, not a curated record. The transcript is spliced from 2 exons. Bases 1 to 642 code for a protein of 213 amino acids.
AUGGACAACAAGCCGGUGAUGAACACUAGCCCAGAAGAAGGCGGAGUGCCACCCCCAUCGAAAGCAGAUCCUGACGACAACAAGGGCGACACUUCAAACAAUAGGCGAUUGGACGGCUUAUGCUUCUUGCGGAAGCGCGAAUCCACGUUUCUCCUCAAGGGAUCUAUGUGGACGAUACCAAACAAGACGGUCAACCCUCGCCAAUCGUUGACACUUGCAACCCCGCCCAUCACGAAAACGACUUCUUCAUCGUCGGGCGAGCAUGUUGGGAGCGCUACGGCCGCCGUGGCUUCGUUACGCUACGUCAGUCUGGUACUGCCCGGACACAUCCUGCCGACGUUCAAGAGCCAUGACUUCGUCCAACGUGGUGUUGAUAUACACAGCCGCAACCGCAUCGCCAGCUCGUCCAAGCUCAUGAAAUCUCAAGGCCGUUCCAGUGCUUACUAUGUGGCCGCAGCCACCCAAGGAGAAAGAACCAGCGUCACCAAAAACAGCCCAGGCGAGGCGAGGCACAGUCACGAGGAAGAGGAUAUUCUGGUGGCGACACCGCACUGUCGCCUGCAGCAUCCGCGGCCCGCGCGGAUGGUCAACUUGGCAAAAUUUGAGAUGACUGAGGGUGAAAGAUCGGAGGGAACAAGCUGA